Messenger RNA from Heterobasidion irregulare TC 32-1, 2904 nucleotides. RefSeq lists its product as uncharacterized. Gene Ontology annotation, cellular component: RZZ complex. NCBI's taxonomy places the organism in Eukaryota, Fungi, Basidiomycota, Agaricomycetes, Russulales, Bondarzewiaceae. Gene Ontology annotation, biological process: endoplasmic reticulum to Golgi vesicle-mediated transport; mitotic spindle assembly checkpoint signaling. The record is from RefSeq and is a predicted model, not a curated record. The transcript is spliced from 9 exons. The coding region runs from base 1 to 2904 and encodes 967 amino acids.
AUGGCGUUUCCCAUCCCCUCCCAUCUCCCACGUCGUGGUGUUCCGCAAGACAUCUCAACUCAAAUAUUGGCCAAGAUCUCGUCAGCCACGACGAAAACCCUGACCGCGGACCUCGCUACGUCAUGGAUAGCAGAGCUCGACGAGGCGAUUCUCCAAACAAAGAGCAGGAUUCAUGAGCGGCUGAACGCAGACUUGCCCGCGUUCCACCACCUGCUUUCCACCUCCAAGUCUGUGCAGCAUCGCCUGCAGACGCUCACAGACAACGUGGACACGCUCACGGACGCGGUGUCGCAUCCUGAGUCAGGUCUCAUACCCACACUGGUCAGUGCCCUGUCCGCCCACGCGAAGCUUGCGCAGCAAACACUGGACGCGGAGGUGCUGCACGAAUCUCUGAGCCAUCUUUUGCGAUGUCGCACAGAAUUCGAUGCGCUUAAUGGCUUGGUCAAUGACGGACGGCUUCCUGAAGCCGUACAGUCUUUGGAGGGCUUGGACAGGGUGUUGAGCGGGGCGCCGGUAGCCCUGGCUCAGUCAGAGGCUAUGGUGGACAUGAAGCGACAAUUCAGAGCAGUGAAGGACCGCGUCGAGGAACAGCUCAGUGACGCGUACAACCGAGGCAUCGUAGUUUCUGCCCACACGAUCAUCGUACGGCCCACAAUCCAAGUCCGCCAAUCCUCCGCUACGCUCACCUUGUCAUCCAUUAUGUCGUCCCUUGCUCCUGCAUCGCUCGCGAGUCACCUAGCGACCCUUCGACGCGAUCUCACGACACAUUACCUCCGAUUCGUCGUUUCUCAGCCUGCCUCAGUAUCGCUCACAACAGGCAAGGACGCUACGGGCACGCCCGAGCACACGCUCACCUUGUAUCCUUCGCCGUCCAACACGGAGGAUCGAUCUCAGCGCCUGAAGAACUUAGCCUCCGUCUUCGGCUUUCUGCAGCACGAGCUUUUUCCAGCACUUCCACCCACUCAGGCCGCAUCUUUUAAACAGUCUCUAUGCAAGCCGCUCACGACGGCGUUGUUGCAACACUUUCUCAUUCCGCUGCUUCCCUCAUCGCUCAACGCGCUUCCUGCGUUCGUCGAUCUCGUACAACAGGCGGUGGACUUGGAGGGCAAGUAUGUGAUUGACAUGCUCGGGCAGGAUACUCGCGACCGGGAGGUCCAGGCAUGGGCGGACGGCAUCGCGACACACUACGAACGCAAGAGAAGAGCCGAGAUGCUGGAACAGGCGAGAGAGGUUAUCAUCAAGGACGAUGAGGGCAGAAGGAUCCAUGUGGAGGUGAUACUCGAAGAAAUGUCCAACGCCGUUCCAGAGGUGGCGCCUGAACAGCUAGAAGAACAGGAAAGCGCGUGGGGAUUCGAAGAAGAGCAAGUUGCGAUAGGCAGCUCAAAUGAGGAGGCUAUCACGGCACGAGAGGAAGACGGAUGGGGCUUUGAAGAGCCAACGGAGGACCCGGAUGGGUGGGGCUUCGACGACGAGCCCGCAGAGCCAGAGCCAGAGCCAGAGCCAGAGCCAGAGCCAGAGCCAGAGCCAGUCCCUCAGCCCUCUCUUCCUCCUGCUCCUGAACCUGAGGCCUCACAAGAAGAGGAUCCGGCAGAUGCCUGGGGCUGGAAUGAAGGCGACGAACCUGUCAAUGACGAGGGCAGCGGAGCUUCUACCUCUCCCGAAACGGACACCAGCUCCGCCUGGGACGACCCAUGGGCUGACGUCGACUCAGCCGCCGCGCCCGACCGACUGCCCCUCGCCUUAAUCACGAGGUCAGAGACCGCGCCCAAACGCGCGACGCGUCUCGAAAAGCUCGCGAACAAGGGCAAACCAAAACAUACCCCGCAGACCAGCAUCGAAUCCGCUCCCGCCGUCGCCCCUCCACCGCCAACACCAAUUAUCACCAGGAAGUCCGAAUUGAGUCGGCCGCCGAGGAUCACCGUGCCGGUGAAUAAUAAGCCAAAAGUGGUACAAGUAAAAGAGACGUACGCCGUGUCUGCGCGCGCGCGGGACGUCGCGGGUGCGGUCGAGGCCGUCUUGUACGAGGGCGCGCAGUUUAUCGCCGCGGCGCCUGUGAUAUUCGCCGGCUUCGUGGAGCACCAGCAUCAGCACACGCGACAGCGCGGGACAGUGCUCUUGCAGACCGCGCCCGCCGUGUUCGAUCUAUUCCGCGCGCUGUACCCUGUGCGAUUUGCACGGGCGCUGGCGGAUUCGGUGGAUCGAGCCGUCGUGUUCUCGAAUGAUUGUGCGUAUCUGAGCGAGUGCGCGGCGCGACUGGCGCUCGGAGAGAAGGAGGAGGACGUGAAAAGCAAGUUGAUCGAGGCUGGGGAGCGGCUAGAGGUCUUAGGGACGAGCUGGUUUGAGGAUUCUCUUGAACGUCAGAAGCUCGCGGUGCUGGAGACCCUAGGGGAGGCUGAAGGUUUCGUGGAAACAGGUGAUCAAGACCGGUUUGAUGAGUGCGAAACCGCAGUUACAAGUGCGCUGAGCCAAAUCCGAAGGGUCGCGAAACAGUGGAAGGGAGUGAUGCGGAAAAGCAAAUACUACGCAGCGGCAGGCGCUCUCGUGGAGGCAGCUCUGGUGACUAUCCUCGACGAUAUCUUGGCUUUGCCAGAUAUCACGGAGGUGGAAUCUCAUCGCCUGAGCGAACUUUGUCGGAUAAUGAAUGCUAUCGAAGGCAUCUUCAUGGAAGAUCCGGACCAGCCAUCACUCGUCGUCGCAUAUGUUCCCUCGUGGCUCAAGUUCUCGUACCUUUCGGAGAUCUUGGAGGCAUCUCUAGCAGAUGUUAGCUAUCUAUUCGACGAGGGCGCGCUCGUCGACUUCGAGAUGCAGGAGUUAGUGAAGCUUGUCAGGGCUCUCUUUGCAGACAUGCCACAACGCACCAGUCUCGUCAACAAGCUUAUGGGAGGACAUCUGCAAGCGCGAUAA